GAUGUUUGAAGGGGAAGUGUGUUUAAAAGCUUAAAGUGUAUAAAGGUCGUCAGACAGAAGCAAGGGUGCAUUCAAAGGAUCAAGCACUGCACACUUUCUGCUACACCGUAAUCUCCAUAAACCAGCUGUAUAAAGAUGGUUAAAUCAAAGUCCUGGACAAUGGUGAGGCAUUUUGAAGGUGCCCCUAAACCUGAAGAUUUUAAACUGGAAGAGCGAGAGCUUCCAUCCCUUAAAGAUGGAGAGAUAUUGCUGGAAUCGGUGUUCCUGAGUGUGGACCCCUACAUGAGGCCAUACAGUAAACAGAUGAUGAAACCUGGUGAUGUAAUGAUCGGAUCACAAGUUGCCAGAGUGGUGGAAAGCAAAAAUCCUGCCAUUGUAGUAGGCACCUACUAUGUUGCAAAUGUAGGAUGGACCACGCAUUUCAUAUCGGAUGGCACAGGGAUGCAUGCCUUGUCUUCGGAUUGGCCAGAAAAUCUCCCCAGGUCACUUUCUUUGGGUGCAGUUGGCAUGCCAGGAUGUACAGCUUAUAUUGGCCUAUUGGAGGUUUGCAAUGCAAAAGAGGGUGAAGUUGUACUUGUUAAUUGUGCCGCUGGAGCUGUCGGAACGAUAGUUGGUCAGAUUGCCAAAAUCAAGGGUUGCAAAGUGGUUGGAUCUGCUGGCUCAGAUGACAAAGUUACCUUCCUAAAGGAAAUUGGGUUUGAUGAAGCCUUUAACUACAAGACAGUAAGCUCUUUGGAAGAAGCUUUGAAAAACGCAUCACCAGAAGGCUAUGAUUGUUAUUUUGAAAAUGUAGGGGGUAAAUAUGCCGAUGUAGCCCUGCAACAAAUGAAACAAUUUGGAAGAAUUGCUGUGUGUGGGGCCAUCUCUAUGUAUAAUGAUUCAGUGCCUCAAACAGGACCUUACAUACAGCCAGUUAUCCUCUUUAAGCAACUUCGCAUGGAAGGGUUCAUCUGUAGCCGCUGGCUUGACAAAUUUCCAGAGAUGCAAAAACAGCUUUUGCAGUGGGUGUCAGAGGGUAAGCUGAAAUACCAUGAACAUGUCACAAAUGGCUUUGAGAACAUGCCAGCAGGCUUUAUUGGGAUGCUUAGAGGAGAUAAUAUUGGGAAAGCUAUAAUAAAGGUGUAACUUGAAUGUCAAUGUACUCAUUCGUCAGAUUUAAAAAAUUCUGCAUGUUUGAUUUGCCAGAUCCUUUAAUUUCUUGAUAACCAACUGUGUUCUCCUUUGAAUCAUGGUCCAGUUUACUAAUGGGUACAUAAAUAAAAGGUGGACUCUUACUACAUGCUGUCUACGUGGAUGUGUUCUUUGUCUUGUAUUUUUUAAUGAUUUAGUUAAAUAGCACUCACUAUCAAAUUAAUGUCAUUUUACAGUAGAGGGGAGUAGCAGCAAAGGCAAUAGUUAUACAGAUAUUGAAUAUUCCAAUGUAUGUGCAUUGUGUAGAAAACUAAUAAACAUUACAAUAACAAA
Molecule: messenger RNA, 1464 nt
Organism: Pelobates fuscus (common spadefoot toad)
Lineage: Eukaryota; Metazoa; Chordata; Amphibia; Anura; Pelobatidae
Product: prostaglandin reductase 1-like
Exons: 10
Coding region: 136-1125 (329 amino acids)
Biological process (GO): prostaglandin metabolic process
Cellular component (GO): cytoplasm
Molecular function (GO): 2-alkenal reductase [NAD(P)H] activity; 15-oxoprostaglandin 13-reductase [NAD(P)+] activity
Source: RefSeq, a predicted model, not a curated record